This is a messenger RNA of Zingiber officinale, 1589 nucleotides long. RefSeq names its product metal tolerance protein 4-like. Lineage: Eukaryota; Viridiplantae; Streptophyta; Magnoliopsida; Zingiberales; Zingiberaceae. Bases 99 to 1295 code for a protein of 398 amino acids. Gene Ontology annotation, cellular component: membrane. Gene Ontology annotation, biological process: monoatomic cation transport; transmembrane transport. Gene Ontology annotation, molecular function: manganese ion transmembrane transporter activity. The record is from RefSeq and is a predicted model, not a curated record. The transcript has 7 exons.
UCUGAUAUUUUUAAUUUGCCUCUUGUUCUGAAGUCUAACCUUCAAGUGAAAUCUCUGCUUUCUUCUGGCGACAGCGCGAGAGCGCGCGAGAGCGAGAGAUGGAAGGGGAGGUUGGGGAAGCGAGGGAGCCGCUGGUGGCGGCGCAGCCCCUGCUCAGGAGAUACUCGGUGAAUUCGCUGCGUACAGAGUUUGUGGCUCGGCUACCGGCGAAGCUCCGCGACCAGAUCGAUCCCGAGAGUAUCGCCGAUGUCGAUCUUUCCCGCGUCAAAGGCCUUCGCCGAGGGGAGAGAGAGUACUACGAAAGGCAAUUCGCCACUUUGAGAUCUUUUGAAGAAGUUGACUCUUUGGGUUCUGGGUUUGGAACUGUUGACUGUCAAGAUGACUUGGAUGCGAAGAAUGAGUUUGCGAUGAAGAUAUCCAAUUUUGCAAAUAUUGUUCUCUUGGUGUUCAAGAUAUAUGCUACAGAAAGAACUGGGUCCAUGGCAAUUGCAGCAUCGACACUUGACUCGUUGCUGGAUUUCAUGGCAGGUGGCAUUCUUUGGUUCGCCCAUUUGUCUAUGAAGAAUGUUAACAUCUAUAAGUAUCCCAUUGGCAAGUUGAGAGUGCAGCCUGUGGGUAUCAUUGUAUUUGCUGCUAUCAUGGCUACUUUAGGCUUUCAAGUAUUAAUUCAGGCACUUGAACAGCUGGUAGCUGAUCAGCCUCCAGAGAAAAUGUCCUCAGGGCAACUUAUCUGGUUGUAUUCGAUCAUGUUAAGUGCCACUGCAGUUAAACUUGUCCUUUGGUUUUACUGCAGAAGCUCUGGCAAUGAGAUUGUCAGGGCCUAUGCUAAGGACCAUUACUUUGAUGUUGUGACCAAUGUCGUGGGUCUUGUUGCUGCCGUUCUCGGUGAUAAAUUGUACUGGUGGAUCGAUCCCGUUGGUGCCAUUAUACUGGCUGUUUAUACAGUGAUUAACUGGUCAGCCACUGUGUGGGAGAACGCAGCUUCCUUAGUUGGUCAGUCGGCUUCACCUGAAAUGUUACAGAAAUUGACAUAUCUUGUGUCGAGGCAUGAUCGUCGUAUUAAGCAUGUCGAUACAGUUCGCGCGUAUACCUUUGGUUCUCUGUACUUCGUCGAGGUUGACAUUGAGCUACCUGGAGAACUGCCACUAAGCGAGGUGCACUCUAUAGGAGAAUCAUUGCAGGAGAAAAUUGAGAAAGUCCCAGAGGUUGAGCGAGCCUUCGUGCAUGCUGAUUUCGAAAGCACCCAUAAGCCUGAACACAGCGUUCGCACAAGUCUUCCGGAAGGCGAGCAUUAGACUUCCUCAUGCUUCCUCUUCCUGCCCCCUACCAAUCACUGAUGGUGAUUACUUAUUGUAUCUGUUACUCUCGAUAAAGAAGCAUGCGAAUCGAUGGACAUGAGUGUGAUUUCUGUUAUUAUCAGUUUUGUUUUCCCCCCUCUGAAUAACUUGUGAAAUUUUCAUUGAUUUAGGCUGUUGAUAGCAGGUGAAAUUCUGUCUAUAAGAUUCCGUUUUGCUGUCAAAACACCUGCUAUCCACCACCUAAAUCACUCCCUUAAUAUUAAUAAAAUCAUGGAUGACAUUUUUAAAUAA